AUGUCAAAACCGCCAGAGCCCAAAGAUCGAGAUACGGAGGCCACUCUCCCAGAAUACACCGAUAGCGUUUUGCAAGAUAAAACUCACAAGCGUCUCCUGGACGCCGAGCCUGAUGAGGACAGCUCCUCGCUGAGUGAGUCAGACAAACCUCC
Messenger RNA from Babjeviella inositovora NRRL Y-12698, 152 nucleotides. RefSeq lists its product as uncharacterized. The transcript has a single exon. Lineage: Eukaryota; Fungi; Ascomycota; Pichiomycetes; Serinales. The record is from RefSeq and is a predicted model, not a curated record. The annotation marks the transcript as partial.